AUGGAGGCCGCCGUAGUUGAGGGCGACAGGGAGGACGAAGGCUUCGGCCUGGGAUUCGAGGAGACGGAGCUCCGCCUCGGUUUGCCCGUGAAGAGCGCCGGCAAGAGGGGUUUCUCGGAGACCAUUGACCUCAAGUUGAAGCUGGCCGCCUGCCCCGGUCAUGGCGCAGGUGUGGAGGGGGCUGAUUGGAAGUCGAGGACGGCAAGCGGGAAGGACGUCCUCAUCGCAGAGGUUGAGAGCCCCGAGAAGCCCCCUGGUAACAAGUGCGUCUCUUCUUAUCUUCGUUCCCUUCAAAGGGGAUCUUAUUUCUGUCCCAAAGGCUGUGUUGAUACUAUUUUCCUAUUAUCGAUUUCCAUUUUUUAGAACUGUUUUAUCAAGGGGGCCUCAUUGAAACACCUUUAAGUCACCUUGUUAUUCGAUUUUUUUUUUCCCGAUGUGGCUCUAUAGUUGUCCAGACUCUCUUGUUUGUCCUUUUCUUUUUGGAAAGGAGAAGUAGCAUGCUCUUAGAUCAAUGAGAUCUAACGGGGAUGCAAGGUAAACGAUGAUCGAGGCGUCUUUGACUCAUCAUUGGAAAAUAAACGAGUCGCGUGAGAUCUAAAUUUUGGUAAGGCCCCAUCUCCGAUGCGUUCAUAACUUAAAAGCUAUGUCGGGUAACUUCCUUCUGUGUCCGUCCGUCUGUCGGGUUUUCAAUCUCAAACCGCACGCGAAGCGUUCCAGAUGAGAAUUUGAGCCCUUCCUUUGAAUUCUGCUCCAUCAAGUAAUGUCCAGGAACACUUUGUCGAAGAAAUAUUUAUGAUAGUUGAGGGAGUUUAGCGAUAGUGAGAUUAACUACACGAUUUCUGGCGUCGAAACGCGAUGGAAAACCUGAUAUGCUUCUUAUUUCAGCUUCUGUGUUGAAUUAGAAGAGUGAUCUAGAAAUCAUCUUCGUCGUGUCACAGGGCACAGGUUGUAGGUUGGCCCCCUGUGAGAUCCUUCCGGAAGAACAUCCUCUCGGUGCAGGCUGUGAGACCCAGCGGAAAAGAAGAUGGGGAGAAACCCGUCAGCGGCGCCACCUUGGUAAAGGUAAGCAUGGACGGCGCACCGUACCUCCGCAAGGUGGAUCUGAAGACGUACAGAAACUACAAGGAGCUGUCCGCAGCCUUGGAGACGAUGUUCAGCUCCUUCACCGGUGGUAAGUUCUCCGACCUCAGCCUCGUAAAUUCUUCGAAUAAGGGUAAUACAUUACACCUGUGAAGGGAAAAGUCUUUUCUGAUGUAGCCAUACCAUGAAGUUAUCAGCUUGCUUCUUGCCACAUUCGUGAAUAUGAAGCUGCCUUACUAUUGUUCUUCCCUCUGACUCCAUAUGUAUAUCAAUACAUAUAUAUAUUUAUAUUCUUGCAUAGAGGUAGACCUCAUCACGUCGAAGGGCAAGAUGGGUGUAACAGAAACCUUAAUGAGAUCUAACAAAACCGUGUGACUGGGUGGGAAUCAUAUAGCUCGUGACUGGUUUUCAUCAGCUCAUCAGUGAACACGUUUCUGGAGAUGGGGUCUGCAUUGGUUUCCUUUCUGAUGGGCUUAUUUUGUUUUGAGUGUAACCAGGAAACUGCGGUUCCCAUGUGAGGGAUUUCUUGAACGAGGGCAAGUUGAUGGAUCUCCUCAACGGGUCGGAGUACGUCCCCACAUACGAGGACAAGGAUGGGGAUUGGAUGCUUGUGGGCGACGUCCCGUGGGAGUAAACUCUUGUUCUUCUUCCUCUCUCUCUCUCUCUCUCUCGCUCUCUCUCGCUAUCUAUCUAUCCAUCCGUCGAAUGUACGUAUACACUUAUACACAUUCUCACACAUACUUAGAUGACUAAAACGGCGGUAAUUUUUUUUUCUUGAUCAAAUCAUAUCCUUCCCACCUUGAUAAGAUGCUUACAUGAUUCACAUUGUUAUACGCUGAUGGAAAUUCGCUGAAACUGGUAUUCCGCGUCGACAGGAUGUUCGUGGUCUCUUGCAGGCGUCUACGCAUAAUCCAUAGCUCCGAAGCUGUUGGUCUCGGUCAGUAUUUUAUACAUGCGGCUAUUUCCUCCUGUUUCACCACGAAGUCCUCUUACAAUAAAACCCAUCUUUCUCGCGUUAACUGUUUACUAUUGAAAUCGAUUGAGAAUUCAGGUCUACACCAGAGAUUAACUCAUCCUCGUCAAUUUCCUGUUAUUUCCCUUGUCAACCCUCGAGAUAACACCAGCUCCAAGAGCCGAGGAGAAGCGCAGAAACAGGAACUGA
Messenger RNA from Spirodela intermedia, 2242 nucleotides. NCBI's taxonomy places the organism in Eukaryota, Viridiplantae, Streptophyta, Magnoliopsida, Alismatales, Araceae. The record is from the annotation of a GenBank genome assembly.